Molecule: messenger RNA, 1755 nt
Organism: Wyeomyia smithii (pitcher-plant mosquito)
Lineage: Eukaryota; Metazoa; Arthropoda; Insecta; Diptera; Culicidae
Exons: 1
Coding region: 1-1755 (584 amino acids)
Source: RefSeq, a predicted model, not a curated record
AUGUACACUGCAGAAUACGACCAGAAGAUGCAAGAUUUAUUGGAUAAUCCGACGUACAAAAAUACGAACAAAGAUCCCACCGCAACGCUUCAACGGAAAAACAACUCCCUCGUAAGUAAACUGCUCAACUUAAAGAUAGUCGACCCAUCCACCGCCGCCCGCCUUCGCACCUACACAGCCAUUUGUCCUCGUAUAUACGGUCAGCCAAAGGCUCACAAAGCCGACCUGCCGCUUCGCCCCGCUGUCCCCAACAUCACCGCCCCCACAUACGCGCUUUCCAAAUACAUUGCCAGCAUACUACAGAAAGCAUUCACAAGCGAGUACAACAUAACCGAUAGCUUCGAGUUCACGAGAUAUAUCAAUACGAUCACGCUUCCUCCAAAUCACGUCCUCGCAUCAUUCGAUGUCGUUUCAUUGUAUACAAACGUGCCCCAAGAUCUCAUAUUACAAACCAUCAAAGACCGUUGGCCCAGCAUAAGCGAAAACACUCACAUAGAUUUGGAUCUUUUUCUGGAAAUGACCGAAUUUUGCCUGAAAGGUAGCAAUUUCCAGUUUAGAGGGAAAUUUUAUUUGCAACAGACGGGUACCGCCAUGGGGAGCCCCUUAUCGCCAAUUCUUGCCGACAUGGUGAUGGAGGACCUUUUAUGCAAUACAACUAAAAAACUCAGUUUCGUUCCACCAGUCCUCAAAAAAUACGUAGAUGAUCUGGUACUAGCUCUCCCACAACAUGAAACCCAAAACACUCUCUGCAAGUUCAAUGAGUAUCAUCCUAACCUACAAUUCACGAUGGAAGAAGAAUCCAAUGGAAGCCUACCGUACCUGGACACGAAAAUCAUUCACUCCGCCAAUCAAACACUCAGCACAGAAUGGUAUUCGAAACCAAUAGCAUCUGGACGUCUGCUCAAUUACCAUUCGUUUCACCCACUCGCAAUGAAGAUAAACGUCGCAACUAACUUCAUUCAUCGCGUCACCAGUCUGACCACCAACAGCAGCAUAACACAACAAAAACACAUCAUCUUUCAACAUCUCCGCCGCAACAGCUAUCCAUCCGCUCUGAUAAACCGCCUCACUAAUAGCAUCAAACAACCGAUAACUGCACCUGCAACACCAAUUACCAACAGCACACCGGGAGACAACGUCGUUCCUGAAAUUACCUACCGCACCAUGGUCAACAUUCCGACACUCAGCUCCAUUCUAAUUAGCAUCCUGAAAAAAGACUAUCCCCUAGUUAAGAUAGCAUUAAAAACCAUCAAAACAACGAGAAAUCUGUUAGGACCAGUGACAGAUCCAAUAGAACCACUACAACACAGCAAUGUUAUCUAUUCGAUUCCCUGCAACGAUUGUGCCAAAUCAUAUAUAGGGAUGACAAAAAAUCAAUUGAAGACAAGAAUCAGUGGACACAAAUCCAAUGUCAACAAAUUGCUUGCAACCCCAUACCAGCCCAGCGAACAACGAACAGCUCUCACACAACACAUGAUCGAUCAUGAACACACAUUCAACCUCAGCAAAACCAAAAUAAUAGACCGCAGUUACAAAGCUUCUGAUCUACCAAUACUUGAAAUGUGUCAUAUCCAGAACACACCAAACACAGUUAACUUCAGAACAGAUGUAGAUAACCUCAACAUCACUUACGCAGGCAUUCUUCACACAUACCAAAACACCACCUCUCGCAGAUCACAGAUCACUCUCAAUAAUAACAGACCAACAAAUAGCCCAGAUUAUAGCACCACAGAUACUCAAUCACAUCAACCAUAA